AUGGAUCGACCAAGGACUCCUUCGAGACCCCCAGAGUACACUUAUCCCAGCUAUAAUGAUGAACAUGACAUUCCUACCGAGCAGAACGCUGCUGCUGUCCGUCUGUUGACGUCCAUGGAGGAUCCCGUCAACCAAGAAUCGCCUCGAGCAACGCGGCCCUCGUAUCAGCCCAGCGUAAUAUCCUCAAACUCUCGAUCAGCUUCUGUUCUGGACGACACGCCAAGUAUGCCGCCGCCCGAUUCGAGCUACAUACCCUUCGCCGGCCGAGAAACUGCUUCUCCUCAUCGGCCUUGGACUCCAUCCUCUAGAGCCGCGGAUUUUUCGCGACCACCCCCUUCGGGCUUGUCUUAUGAGCCUUCGGAACUCAACGGAAGCCCCAGGCCAGGUACUCCAUCUUCGCGCUACGGAGGCAGUCCUCGCCGUCCCCUGCCACCUGCACCGCUCUUCUCAAAUCCAGCUCGCGAUUCGCAAGCUUUUCCAGAUGACGCAACAGUAUCUAUUCCCCUUGAUGGCAGUGAUGAUGUGUUUGGCACCGAGACAGACCUAAGCGACUCUGGGCCCCUGCCAAUUCAUCGUGAUUCAUUCAGGUCAGCGUCGCAAGAAACGCUGAAAGAGGACGGGCAAGACUAUGAUAAGAUCGAGCACUAUGGUCCUGCUCCCGAUGGGGCCCAGGAGCGCCGGGGGGUUCGCGCACCUCAGAUGUCCAAGAAGGAGGUACAGUUGAUCAACGGCGAGCUGGUACUCGAAUGCAAAAUCCCUACCAUCUUGUACAGCUUCCUUCCUCGGCGCAACGAAGUCGAGUUCACGCACAUGCGAUACACCGCAGUUACAUGCGAUCCAGACGACUUCGUAGACAGAGGAUAUAAGCUUCGACAGAGCAUAGGUCGAACAACUCGAGAGACCGAGCUCUUCAUUUGCAUCACAAUGUACAACGAAGACGAGUUCUGUUUCACCCGAACAAUGCACGCCGUGAUGAAGAACAUUUCUCACUUUUGCUCCCGAUCGCGCUCCAGGACAUGGGGUGAGAAUGGCUGGCAAAAGAUCGUAGUAUGCAUCAUCUCUGAUGGUCGCGAGAAGAUCAACCCCCGAACACUGGAUGCCCUGGCAGCGAUGGGCUGUUAUCAGCAUGGAAUUGCCAAGAACUACGUCAAUAACCGAGCCGUCCAGGCCCAUGUGUACGAAUAUACGACUCAAGUUUCACUAGACUCGGAUCUCAAAUUCAAGGGUGCCGAGAAGGGCAUCGUCCCUUGUCAACUCAUUUUCUGCCUCAAGGAAAAGAACUCACGCAAGCUCAACUCCCACAGGUGGUUUUUCAAUGCGUUCGGCCGGGCAUUGAACCCAAAUGUAUGCAUCUUGCUAGACGUCGGGACGCGCCCUGGCGGCAACUCGCUCUACCAUUUGUGGAAGGCUUUUGAUACGGAUUCCAACGUUGCCGGCGCCUGUGGCGAGAUCAAGGCCAUGAAGGGAAAGCUUGGCUCCAACUUGCUUAAUCCACUUGUUGCUUCUCAAAACUUCGAGUACAAGAUGUCAAACAUUCUGGACAAACCGCUAGAGUCCGUGUUCGGCUACAUCACCGUUCUUCCGGGCGCUCUGAGUGCCUACCGAUAUCACGCGUUACAGAACGACGAAACAGGUCACGGUCCCCUCAGCCAGUACUUCAAGGGAGAAACACUUCACGGGCAACAUGCGGAUGUGUUCACCGCCAACAUGUACCUCGCGGAAGAUCGUAUUCUAUGCUGGGAGCUGGUGGCUAAGCGCGGUGAAAGAUGGGUGCUGAAAUACGUCAAGAGUUGCACAGGAGAAACCGAUGUUCCAGACGCCGUUCCUGAAUUUAUAUCGCAACGAAGGCGAUGGUUAAAUGGCGCCUUCUUUGCAGCCGUAUACUCCCUGGUCCAGUUCCGCCAGAUUCUCUCAACGGACCACACCAUCAUGAGAAAGAUUUUGCUAUAUGUAGAGUUCGUCUACCAAUUCAUACAGCUCAUGUUUACCUACUUUUCUCUGGCCAAUUUCUAUCUCACCUUCUACUUCGUUGCUGGAGGCCUCACCGAUCCAACCGUUGAUCCGUUUGGUCAUGGCAUCGGCAGUAUUUUCUUUCACGUUUUGCGGUACACGUGUGUGUUGCUUAUUGCGACUCAGUUCAUCCUGUCGUUGGGAAACAGACCUCAAGGAGCCAAGAAGCUAUACUUGAUUAGCAUGAUUAUCUACAGUGUCAUCAUGUUCUACACCAUAUUCGCUUCUUUCUACAUCGUCAUUAGACAGCUCGCGAGUAAGAAUCCGGACCUCGCGAUGGGAAACAAUGUAUUCACGAACCUGAUUGUUUCCAUGACGUCGACAAUCGGGCUCUAUUUCGUCAUGUCUUUUCUCUAUCUGGACCCAUGGCACAUGUUCACCUCGUCGGUUCAGUACUUCCUAUUACUUCCAAGCUAUAUCUGCACGUUGCAGGUGUACGCUUUUUGCAACACGCAUGACGUCACUUGGGGAACGAAGGGAGACAAUGUCAUGAAAACGGACCUUGGCGGCGCCGUGGGUAAAGGACAAACCGUGGAGCUGGAAAUGCCAAGCGAACAGCUCGACAUUGACAGUGGGUACGACGAGGCAUUGAGGAAUCUGCGCGAUCGCCUUGCUGUACCCACGGCUCCCAUCAGUGAAGCGCAGAUGCAGGAAGACUAUUACAAGAGCGUCCGAACGUACAUGGUGGUUAUUUGGAUGAUUGCCAAUGGUAUCCUUGCCAUGGCAGUUUCCGAAAUCUACAGUAACAAAGCCAUCGGCGACAACUUUUACCUGCGAUUUAUUCUCUGGAGCGUAGCCGCGUUGGCCAUGUUCCGCGCCCUGGGCUCUACGACUUUUGCCGCCGUCAAUGUGGUCAACACGGUUGUGGAAGGUAGAUUACGCAUGAAUUUCGAGCUACCAUCCUGGGUGAGGGGCUUUGGCAGCAAGGUUAGCGAGAAGGUCAGCAGUGUGGGAAGCAGUUUGGGGAGCAGUUUGGGAGGCAGCUUUAAAGGCUGA
Ustilaginoidea virens is the source of this 3006-nucleotide messenger RNA. RefSeq lists its product as uncharacterized. The transcript has 3 exons. Bases 1 to 3006 code for a protein of 1001 amino acids. The record is from RefSeq and is a predicted model, not a curated record. Gene Ontology annotation, molecular function: chitin synthase activity. Gene Ontology annotation, cellular component: cell septum; cell periphery. NCBI's taxonomy places the organism in Eukaryota, Fungi, Ascomycota, Sordariomycetes, Hypocreales, Clavicipitaceae.